Molecule: messenger RNA, 3605 nt
Organism: Cucurbita maxima (winter squash)
Lineage: Eukaryota; Viridiplantae; Streptophyta; Magnoliopsida; Cucurbitales; Cucurbitaceae
Product: increased DNA methylation 1-like
Exons: 20
Coding region: 361-3213 (950 amino acids)
Source: RefSeq, a predicted model, not a curated record
UGGGAAAGGCUGCCCGGUCUGCUCGUCUCUGUGCAGGCCGCCAUCUUUAUCCUUUUCCCUCCAUUGCUUCACACUCAGCUCAGACUGUGUUCUAAUUCCAAAGAUGCGUUUUGAUGCUACACCGUCUUCCUCUUUCUUUUCUCUUUCUCCCUUCACUUUCUGGUAAAAGCUUCUUCAAAACCCUAACUCCAAUUUGUUCCGAUCUCAGUCUCUCUCUCUCUGUUUCUCCAUGUCUUCUCACGGCGAUACUUGCGAUCCACUGCUACAUUCGUUGUUCCAGAGUUUGCUUUUCAAAUUCUAGGAUUCAGAGGCUCGUAUUUUUCUGUUGAAUUCUAGUUUCAGGACUGAUUAUUAUUAGGUAUGAAGCGGGAGUUGGCUUUUGAUUUGGAGGUUCAAUCUCAGCUUGAGGGGGAUCUUGGUCAUACUCGAAGUGAGACUCUAGCUGAGGCGAGGUCGGGUAGCUAUUUGGACGAGGCUGCUCCGAGUGGUAGCUGCAAGAGAUUUAAAGGCGCUGUUGUGAAUGGUCUGAUUGUAUAUACUAGGGGAAGGAAGUCUCCGAUCAAUGUGUACAGUGGGCUGUCGGAGAAUGAUAAUAGGAAGAAGUGUUAUAGCGGGGUUGAGCAGGAAAUUCUUGGAAGCUUGGAAGUUGGUAAGGGCUGUAUGAAUCAGGAGGUUCGAAUUCAAACUAUAGUUCCGGAUAAAUUGAAUUGCAAUUCAAAGAGUUCUGACUGUAAGAAAGAGUCUGAUGGGGCGAUGGAAAAAUCUGCAGAUAAGGAAGAAGGAGCGGCGGGGAAUCCUGAAGUUACUUCAAAGGCAAGAAAAGUUGAGGAAAGAUUGUCUAGAUGGGGAAUUAGGCGCUUUACACGCUCCUCAUUCAGAUCGAAGGUUGAGCUCGAGGAAGUCACAGUCACCCCAAUUACAAUAGGAUCUGUUAAAGAGGAGGUUAUUCCAGAUGUCGGUGGAGAAACAAAUGAAACAGUCAACUCAGUGUCAACUCCGAAGAACAAGUUGGAAUUAAAAAUGUCCAAAAAGAUUGCAUUGAACAAGAAGCCAAUGACUGUGAGGGAGCUGUUUGAUACUGGUUUGCUCGAGGGGGUACCUGUCAUCUACAUGGGUGUAAAGAAGGCAUAUGAACACGGCCUGCGCGGUACAAUUAAAGAUGGUGGGAUUUUGUGUACAUGCUCAUCCUGCGAUGGAUGCAGAGUCAUUCCUCCUUCACAAUUUGAGAUCCACGCUUGUAAACAAUAUAAACGAGCAGCACAGUAUAUAUGUCUUGAGAACGGGAAGAGCCUACUCGACCUGGUGAGAGCAUGCAAGAGAAGUAGGCAGACACUUGAGGCCACCGUACAAAGUCUGAUUAGCUCUUCGCCUGAAGAAAAAUGUUAUACGUGUAGAGAGUGUAAAGGAUGCUUUCCUUCAUCCAUUGGAAAAGUGGGACCUUUAUGCCCAUCGUGCGAGGAAUCAAAGCGAUCUAAGUGUACGCAGUCACUGCCAAUGCCCCUCACUUCCGCAAUUGAUAAGAGACCGAGGUCAACAGAUCCAACCACAUCAAAAUCAUCUGGAAGUGUUCCAGUAUAUAUCUCUUCACGAUAUAAGCGCAAAUGGGUAACAAAAGCAAAGUCAAAACCGUCCGAAUACAUUUCCAUCUCAAGGUCCCCCAAAAGUGCACCAAUGCGUAUUCCUAAAAAGAAUAAGAGUGCAUUGAAGAUGAGGAAGAAUUGCAGGUCAUUGAAACCAGCUUCAAUGCUAAAAUCCUCCCAAAGUGCUUCAAAGUGUAGUUCUUCAUUAGCUAAAAAUCGGUGGAAAAUAACAAUGAAAGAUCAGAGGUUGCAUAAUUUGGUUUUUGAGGAAGACGGAUUGCCUGAUGGAACUGAAGUAGCAUAUUUUGCCAGGGCACAGAAACUGCUCCAGGGUUAUAAGAAGGGAUCUGGAAUUUUAUGUUGCUGCUGCAAUUGUGUGGUUAGUCCUUCACAAUUUGAACUUCAUGCUGGCUGGUCUUCUCGCAAGAAUCCUUAUGCAUACAUUUACACAUCAAAUGGGAUUUCUCUGCAUGAAUUAGCAAUUUCUCUCUUGAAGGGGCGCAAGUAUUCUGCUAAGGAUAAUGACGACUUGUGCAUAAUAUGUCUAGAUGGUGGAAAUCUUUUGCUUUGUGAUGGCUGCCCUAGGGCAUUCCAUAAAGAGUGUGCAUCCUUAUCAAGUGUUCCUCGUGGUGAUUGGUAUUGUAAAUUUUGCCAGAAUCUGUUCCAAAGGGAGAAUCUUGUUGAGCAUAAUGCCAAUGCUGUUGCAGCCGGAAGGGUGCAUGGAAUUGACCCUAUUGAGCAGAUAACUAAAAGAUGCACUCGAAUGGUUAGGAACAUAGAAACAGAUCUUAGUGGAUGUGUGUUAUGCCGUGGCUCUGAUUUCAGCAAAUCAGGUUUUGGUCCCCUCACAAUUAUACUUUGUGAUCAGUGCGAGAAGGAAUUUCACGUGGGCUGUUUAAAAGACCACAAAAUGGCAUUUCUUAAGGAAUUGCCAAGAGGAAAGUGGUUUUGUAGCACAAUUUGUACGAGCAUACAUUCUGCUCUACAGGAGUUGCUAAUUCGUGGGCCAGAAAAGCUUCAGAAUUCACUUUUGGAUGCUGUCAAUAGAAAACUUGUAGAAAAUGGUUCAGACAUUAAGACUAAUGUUGAUGUCAGUUGGAGGCUUAUCAGUGGCAAAAUUGCUUCACCUGAAACUCGGUUGUUGCUGUCAGAGGCCAUUGCUAUCUUCCACGAUCGCUUUGAUCCUAUAGUUGAUAUAACAAGUGGACGCGAUCUUAUUCCAGCUAUGGUUUAUGGAAGGGAUGUAGGUGGACAAGAGUUUGGAGGCAUGUAUUGUGCCCUAUUAUUUGUCAACUCAUUUGUUGUAUCUGCUGCAAUGCUUCGUGUUUUUGGGCAAGAUAUUGCAGAGCUGCCCUUGGUUGCAACGAGUAAUGGUAACCAUGGCAAGGGCUACUUCCAAACGUUGUUUUCGUGCAUCGAGAGGCUGCUAGCUUUCUUGAAAGUUAAGUGCCUUGUUCUCCCGGCUGCCGAAGAAGCUGAAUCCAUUUGGACUGAAAAGUUCGGUUUCAAGAGAAUAAAACCAGACCAGCUCAGCAGCUAUAGAAGAACUUGCUGCCAGAUGUUAACUUUCAAAGGGACAUCCAUGCUUCGGAAAACGGUUCCUUCAUUUCGGGCUGUAGGUGAUCCAUUGUGACCAAGCAUGGAGGGUGUGAGGUUCCCUCUAAUCUCCCUUCCUCUCUCUAUUCCCUCUCCCACCAUCAUUCUGUGGGUUUGCCUGUGUAUAGCUUAUAAACCCUUUUCCCUUUUUAGGCUAAAUAUCCAUUUUAGUUUUGUAUUACAUCUUCAAAUGUAGCUUUCCCUUACCUUCUCCUUGUCCCUUGCCUUCCUGACUGCCUCCAUAUCGUAGGUGAUGGCUUUAGUCACAACCACCAGCCAUUCUAGACAUCCUUCCAUUCAUACUUGUGAUUAUUCAAGUGCCUCAAACGUUAGUAUGAUGUGCUUAUAGUUGAUUUUGCUGUGUAAAUGACUUCAGAAGAAAAAAUAUUAUUUAAAAAUAGAACGACAUUGCAAAUCUUAUUUAUUUUA